Messenger RNA from Crotalus tigris (Tiger rattlesnake), 1122 nucleotides. It is a transcript of the gene CIMAP1D, whose product is annotated as outer dense fiber of sperm tails 3 like 2. Gene Ontology annotation, cellular component: cytoskeleton. Bases 1 to 999 code for a protein of 332 amino acids. Lineage: Eukaryota; Metazoa; Chordata; Lepidosauria; Squamata; Viperidae. The transcript has 5 exons. The record is from RefSeq and is a predicted model, not a curated record.
AUGGAAGACGACUCUCAGCCAAAGAAACCUCCCAAAAUUGCAGCCCUUGAGACAGAUCUUAAUAGCGCCAUCCGUUUUUGUGCCCGCAUUGCCGCAUCACCCCAUUUUUCCUCCCGAGGCGCAGCAGCGUCCCAUUUUUCCACCGUGCAGCGUGGUGGUGUCCUGCAGGACAGCGGCAGCCCCUUUUUGUGCCCACAGCAUGGCGGCAGCAUCCCAUUUUCCCCCCGAGGCACAGUGGCGUCCCGUUUCACGUCCUGCAGCACGGUGGCAGUCCGUUUUCAUGCUACUGCAAGUGGUCCUGGACCUGGAUGUUACAGCUUACCUCCCACCAUUGGAUUUGUCAACCAUGAUUAUACCCGCUUUGCCAGUCCUGCUUAUUCCUUUCGUCAGAGGCUCAACAAUCAUGGCCACGAUGCAAGUCCUGGACCCUGUUACUAUGUGUCCCCCGAGCACACACGCUUCGGCAGGAUAAAGGGUCCUUCUUACUCCAUGCUGGGACGAGCAAAACCUCCAGCUCUGCCUCAAACCCCCGGACCGGGUGCAUACAGUCCAGAGAAGCCAGGAUCUGGCCUUCAGCAGCGGGCACCCUCCUUCUCCAUAGGUGCCCGCACCAAGUCCCGUCCAGUGGAUCCUGUUCCUGCUCCCAACAGCUACACCCUCCCCUCAUUGCUCAGAGCACGGAUUCCCAGCGGACCCUCCAAGCCCACCCGUGCUACCUCCGGCAAGAACGCUCAAAGCAGCGCUUCCAAGGGACCUUGCCAGACGCCAGGCCCAGCAAGCUACAACUCCCAGGCGUCUGCCCUCUGCUUCUGCCGCCCCCCAGCAUUCUCCAUGCUGAAGAGGCUCCAAAAACCCCCAAGAGCCUUCCAGACACCCGGGCCGGGGGCCCACAGCCCAGAAAAAGUGAGCAUUCACAAGACAGGGGGGCCGUCUUACUCUUUUGGGGUCCGUCACUCUGAAUACCUCAUGCCAUUUGUCGCGGAUGCUCCUGAGUGGUAGGGCUGCGGAAAGGAGGAGUCUUCUGGUGUGUUUUUUUAAUUUUUUAAAAAAUAUUCCUUAUUAAUUCCUAAUUAUUAAUUAUUUUAAUUAUUUUUUUACAAAAAGCAUAAAAACUAAUGCAAA